This is a messenger RNA of Anoplopoma fimbria (sablefish), 1349 nucleotides long. It is a transcript of the gene tra2b, whose product is annotated as transformer 2 beta homolog. The transcript has 8 exons. Gene Ontology annotation, cellular component: spliceosomal complex. Bases 108 to 1046 code for a protein of 312 amino acids. Gene Ontology annotation, molecular function: RNA binding. NCBI's taxonomy places the organism in Eukaryota, Metazoa, Chordata, Actinopteri, Perciformes, Anoplopomatidae. The record is from RefSeq and is a predicted model, not a curated record. Gene Ontology annotation, biological process: positive regulation of mRNA splicing, via spliceosome.
CACACACACACACAGCGUUAGGGCUUUACUCGCAGGCUUAGCUAGCUGGUUAGCACCGCGGCAUAAAAACCUGACAUUGUAAUAUAUUGAGUGGUACUAAUAAAAAUAUGAGCGAUAACGACAAAGGUUACGGCGAGCGGGAGUCUCGCUCUGCAUCGAGAAGUGUGAGUCCAAGGGGCUCUGGGAAGUCGGCUAGCCGCUCCCCAGCCCGGUCACCUGCCCGCUCAAAAGAGGGCUCCCGCCACUCCCGCUCUAAAUCUCGCUCUCGGUCCAGGUCAAAAUCUGGGUCUCACUCCCAUCGUGGCUCACGGAGACACUAUAGUCGAUCUCGCUCCCGCUCAAGGUCCUAUCGUCGGCGAUCCCACAGUAGGUCCUACAGUGGAGAACGCCGGCGCAGGAGUCAUAGCCGCUCACCGAUGUCCAACCGCCGCAGGCACAUCGGCAAUCGGGCUAAUCCAGACCCAAACGGUUGUGUUGGAGUGUUUGGCCUGAGCUUGUACACCACAGAGAGGGAUCUGAGGGAAGUCUUCUCUAAAUACGGCCCCCUGGCGGACGUUUCUAUCGUGUAUGACCAGCAGUCGAGGCGCUCCAGGGGCUUUGCUUUCGUCUACUUCGAGAACACCGAUGAUGCUAAAGAGGCAAAGGAACGAGCCAAUGGCAUGGAGCUGGAUGGUCGUAGGAUCAGGGUGGACUUCUCCAUUACAAAAAGACCUCACACCCCAACCCCUGGAAUCUACAUGGGUCGGCCCACAUAUGGUGGUGGUGGGGGUGGUGGUGGUGGUGGUGGUGGUGGAGGAGAUGGUCGUAGUAGUAGUAGUGGCGGCGGUGGCAGCGGAAGUGGUCCAAGUGGUCCUCGACGCAAUUCUCGUGACUAUGACCGUGGAUAUGACCGCGGAUACGACCGUGGAUACGACAGAGGUGGCUAUGAACGCUAUGACGACAGGGACCACUACAGAUCAUACAGAAGGCGAUCUCCAUCCCCAUACUACAGAGGGGCAUACAGGUCUCGGUCCAGAUCGCGAUCUUAUUCUCCACGUCGCUAUUGAACAUUACUGUCAAGCCCCUCCCACUCCAACACACGGACAGGAAAUGUUUCUGAGUGAUUGAUUUCAGAAUAGAUCUUCUUUCUUAAGGUGAUCUUCAUACUUCUGUUUGCUAACGUAUAUGACCAGUAAAUGUGUACUGGGAUCAGUUUUGAAGCAGUGUCCUCCGACAUAACUCCGCUGUCCCUUCAUGUUUUUAAUUUUAAAUGUAUAGGCAAAAACUGCCAUAAAAAAUAUAUUAAUGUUUUUAUUAAUGUAUUUUUUGUAUACAAGAUCGAGUGAUCAUUCAUCUUUGGACAGAUUAAA